This is a messenger RNA of Misgurnus anguillicaudatus (oriental weatherfish), 766 nucleotides long. The record is from RefSeq and is a predicted model, not a curated record. NCBI's taxonomy places the organism in Eukaryota, Metazoa, Chordata, Actinopteri, Cypriniformes, Cobitidae.
GAGAGAGAGAGAGAGAGAGAGAGAGAGAGAGAGAGCAGCUCUUUGUUUUAUAAACAGACUGAGCUCUGCAGUAGCCAUGGCAACCAUCUGGAUGGGAUUGCUGGGAGUUUUGCUCUGCAACCUUGUUGUCAACUCUGAGGUCACAACACAGGCCGACUUCGACAUCAAUGGGGUGACUGGGAAAUGGUACCUGAUUGGUUUUGCUUCAAACUCAGAGUGGUUUAUCAUCCGUAAAGCCAAUAUGAAGAUGGGCGUCGCCACGUUCACCCCAAAUGAUGAUGGAGACCUCGAGAUGGCCUACUCCAGUCUAAAUCCUGAUGGUACGUGUUGGAGAAUGAAUCAUCUGGCUCUGAAGACGGACGUUCCCGGAAAAUUCACCUUCCUCAGUGAAAACCAGGAAACUGAAAAUGACAUGCGUGUCGUGGAUGUAAAGUAUGACGAAUAUGUUUUGAUCCACACCAUCAAGACCCAAAAUGACUCCAUAACUCUUCUCAACAAACUCUACGGCCGUACACCAGACCUGGGCCAAGACGUUUUAGACAGAUUCACUGAGUUCUCUUUGGAUCAAGGCAUUCUGCUGGAAAACAUCGCCGUCCUGCCUAAAAACGAUGAGUGUCCUUGAGCUGUAAAUGUGAAGAUCCUAUCUGAUGCUUUACCCAUCUGAAGACUUCUGAAACAUCUCUUUUAAACUCCAAGUACUUUUACACCUCUAAAAUCUCCUCAUCUUUUCUUUAGUUUGUGUUAAUAAAAUCUUUUGCAAAACUAA